AUGUCCACAACCCUGAUGGCCCGGUCUAAAGCCGCCGCAUCUGUUCCUUUUUCCGACCCAAUCUUCGCAUCAGUCUUUUCGCCUUCAGUCGUUAAACCACCCAAGCACCGUCGCCUGUUUGCCCCUCAGACCCUUGCAACGCUUCCGGAGAUACAGAAUGCCCUGCACCAGCACUUGAGAGUGCUUUUGGGAAUCGGCGACGAGUCUUUCGUUUAUGGAGUGAACGAGGUGGUGCCUCAUGCGGGUGCUCCCUUCCACGGUUACCUCGACUCCUGCCCCUCACUCGAUCAGCUUAGACAGCCAACAGCUACCGACCAUGCCGCGCAGGUUGCUAGGGAGGCAGUGUCUCCUGUGUGGGGGAUGCUGGCUGGGUGGCGGGCUACAGUUGGGCCUGAGGCAGUAAUAAAACUACUAGCGUCGGUCCUCAAUGAUUUGAUGACGGAGUUUGUAACCUGGUCCUAUGCCGGAGUCUAUCGUCAAGGGCUGCAUCUUCACCUUGAGUUCUGGGUAGAGCAUUUGUUUUCCAGGAUCGCGCGAAAUGUCCUUUGUCGCCUCGACGAGAAAUUGGAGUCACAGACUCUCCCUGAAACGGAAGUGCGGAAAUGGAAGGAUAUGGCCACCGCCCGACUCGGCGCUCUACGGGUCGACGAACUCUUCGAGGUCAUAGUGGACUGGGAUGCCACGGCACCUGCAAUCGAGGACUUGCGGCAUUUCACGACAAGUCCGACCACAAGAGGAUACUUGACGCACAACUUUGUCAAUGUCCUGCAAACACGUCUUCUCCAUCCGGGCGCAUCGACCAUCGAAAUUUUACAAUUUUACAUUUCUAUUAUCCGCUCUUUUCGGAUUCUCGACCCACGAGGAGUCCUCUUGGAUCGUGUCGCUAGAAGAGUCCGUCGCUACCUCCGAGAGCGAGACGACACUGUCAAGGUGAUUGUGACCGGACUGCUAGCUGACGUUUCGCCCCAAGAGGACGGACAGCCGCCAGAAUCCGAUCCAGACGUCCUCGCAGAACUCGCUCGUGAACUGACCAGUCCCACCGGUCGAGACCAUGCAACGGACGACAGCGAAUUCGACUGGAAUAAUAUGGACUGGGUCCCCGAUCCCAUCGACGCCGCUCCAGAUUACAUGAAAUCCAACAAAACCACCGACGUGAUUGGUAGUCUCGUCACAUUGUUCGAAACAAAGGAAGUCUUUGUCAGGGAACUUCAAUCUGCCAUGGCGGAGAGGCUGCUCAAAAAUAAAGCCGACUUCACCCAGGAGAUCGGUGUGGUGGAGCACUUGAAGCUGCGAUUCGGAGACUCUGCGCUGCAAGGGUGCGAAGUGAUGUUGAGAGAUGUUCUGGAUUCAAAGAAAGUGGAUAAAGUGAUCAGGAAGGAUUUGGAGGCGCAACAGGCCAAAAAAGGACGUUCUGCAAAGCAGAGGGACGACGAUGUCCAAAUUCAUGCGAAGAUCCUCUCGCGCCUGUUCUGGCCGGCCAUGCAGGACCACUCAUUUAAUGUUCCACCAGUGGUGACGGAGCAGCAGAGAUACUACGAACAGGGGUUUGGAGCUCUCAAGCAAUCACGAAAGUUGACUUGGGUCAAUACUGUUGGCCAAGUCGAGGUGGAGCUGGAGCUGGAAGACCGUACCUACCACGACGAAGUCCUUCCCUGGCAAGCGGCCGUCAUUUACGCAUUUCGAGAUGACGAUGCAGGGGCAUCGGGGCAGCCUGUCAAGAAGACUCUUACAGAACUUGCCUCUGAGCUCGCAAUGUCCACGCCUCUCAUUCGUUCCGCCUGCGUUUUCUGGGUCUCGAGGCGCAUCCUCACCGAAUCAUCGCCCAACACCUUUACUGUCCUUGAACGACUUCCUAGUGGCACCGGCGACGGCGACGACACGUUGAUGAGCGAGGGUGGGCCGUCUGCCGCCCAACAAUCAGACAGUGCUCUGGCAGUCGCAGAAGCCGCCGCUUUGGCGACCGCAACAAGGGAGGCAGAAGAAGCGGAACGCAAGCAGAAAAUGGCCAUGUAUAAUGCGUUUAUUGUAUCCAUGCUCACGAAUCAAGGGGCCAUGCCUCUGGCGAGGAUCUCGAUGAUGUUAUCCAUUGUGGUGCCGGGAGGGUUUCCCUUUAGUAACGAGGAAUUGAAAGAGUUUCUGGCAUCCAUGGUGAAAGAAGGUGCACUGGAGAUUGGCAAAUCGGGUGUUUACAAGGUUGCGAGAGGACUGGAAGAGUGA
Fonsecaea pedrosoi CBS 271.37 is the source of this 2217-nucleotide messenger RNA. RefSeq lists its product as uncharacterized. Gene Ontology annotation, biological process: ubiquitin-dependent protein catabolic process. The record is from RefSeq and is a predicted model, not a curated record. The coding region runs from base 1 to 2217 and encodes 738 amino acids. Gene Ontology annotation, cellular component: anaphase-promoting complex. The transcript has a single exon. NCBI's taxonomy places the organism in Eukaryota, Fungi, Ascomycota, Eurotiomycetes, Chaetothyriales, Herpotrichiellaceae. Gene Ontology annotation, molecular function: ubiquitin protein ligase binding.